GGCUUCGAAAGGAGGCCCAACAAAUUCACAGAGAAGACUACUCUGGCUCUGUAUUGACGUAUAUACAUUGAUAGGGAGCCUGUAUAGAAUCUACAUAGGAGUUUGACGGGAAAACGAGAAUCAUCUAGUCUCGGCAAUGCAGGUAUCAUUUUGCCCGACAUGGAGCUCGAACCUCAACCUUGGGAUUUUAUAGAGAGCCUCAUGAGCUAUCCCAGCAUGCAGAAGAGAUUAAAAAAAAAAAUGUGUGCGAAAGGAUCUUGCUAGGAAAAUGUUUGCUCGCACGUGCCAAGAAAGUUUGUUCAGCCUUGAGCCAUAAGAUGGUCGACGCUGAAUUCUUCCUGCUUUUCCUUGCGGAGCAUGACUUAAAUUUCUGUGCAUGCGCAAAGCGUAAGGCGAGGGAAUCAUCUCCAGGGAAGCCACUGUUCUUCUGGCCAAAUAAAAGACGCCUCGUGCCUAGAGUGGUCAAUUGCAGAGGAUCCCCAACGUCUCCCUCCACGGUUGGAGACAGUAUGCUUCUGAAUACGAGCUGCUGGGGGGUCACAACUGGGGAGAGUUACUGCUGUUGUACCCAUGCCCUGCUUUUGGACUUCCCAUUGGGGGCACCUGGCUGGCCACCUUAUGUUCUGAUGGAACCUCCAGCUCCAGAGGCAGUCUACCUCGAUUCCUAGGUUCUUUGGCCACUGAGAAAAGGAUGGUGGUCUAGAUGUGCCUGAUCCAGCAGCCAGCUUCUUCUGAUGCUUCCUGCGGAAGCCGCGCUUUGGUUUUGGAAGUCGAACGGACUUCCGGAACGGAUUCCGUUUGACUUCCGAGCUCCGACUGUAAAUGUUCCUUUUAUUGUCUCCUGACCCAGCUUUGGAGAAAAACUGCUUUUAAAUAGUUCUGCCGCAAGCUGCUGUUUUCUGCAUGUUUUCUGACCCAGUUCAUCCGACGUCCUUUUCUCGCACAGGUCUCUGGUUAUUCCUCCCCAGUGCUUCGGGGAGCUGGAUUAUCGGGGGCAAGGAAGUUGUGCCCCAUUCCCGGCCCUUCAUGGCCUCCAUCCAAGUGAAUGGGGCACACGUCUGCGGUGGGUUCUUGGUGCGCCGAAAAUGGGUCAUGACAGCGGCUCACUGCCUGAUGCCCAGGCGAUCACCAUCUGUCCGCAUCGUGCUUGGCGCCCACUCCCUCGCGGCCCCCGAGGCCUCACAGCAGAUCUUCGGGGUGCAGGAAUCCAUCGCUCACCCACUUUACAACUCUGGGACGGUGAAGAACGACAUCCGCUUGCUCAAACUGAACGGCUCGGCCAUCUUCAACCAGGCUGUUCAACGUGUCAGGAUCCCGCGAACCAACACCGACCUCUGCCCGGGAGUCAUGUGUCAUGUGACGGGCUGGGGGGACACCUCCAAUUUUGGGACGAUCCCCACCAUACUGAUGGAGGCCAACACAACCAUUGUCGACCGGAAAGCAUGCAACGUGUCGUGGGCUGGCCAGAUCCACCGCUGCAUGAUCUGCGCCGCCAACACCGACCCCAGCCUCCGGGGAUUCUGCUCGGGCGACUCAGGUGGACCCCUGCUUUGCGGUUCCAGAGUCCAUGGGAUCGUCUCUUUCAACGGACGUCGCUGUGGUGACCGGCGGUUCCCAGAUGUCUACACCCGCAUCUCCAGAUAUAUAGCCUGGAUCCGUUACGUGCUCCAGACGUUUUGAAUUGGAGCAGGUUGUGUGUGUGUGUGUGUCUUUGGGGAAGGCCGUGUUGGGGGGGGGGUCUGUCCUCCCAUCAGGAAGGAAGCGAUGGAGUUGAAUAACAAUGGCUUUUUUAAUUAAAAAAACACCUCUGUUUUACAAAACCAAUGAGUGUCAUCUCCAAUGCUGGAUUUACGUAUAAGCUAAAAAAGCUAUAGCUUAGGGCCCCGCUCUCUUGGGGGCCCCAAAAAAAUGAAAAGGAGAAAAAACUGGAUGUACAUUUCCAAAAUAUAAGAUAAGAAACAAA
Zootoca vivipara (common lizard) is the source of this 1963-nucleotide messenger RNA. RefSeq names its product serine protease 57-like. NCBI's taxonomy places the organism in Eukaryota, Metazoa, Chordata, Lepidosauria, Squamata, Lacertidae. Gene Ontology annotation, molecular function: serine-type endopeptidase activity. Gene Ontology annotation, biological process: proteolysis. The record is from RefSeq and is a predicted model, not a curated record.